Messenger RNA from Rotaria socialis, 649 nucleotides. The record is from the annotation of a GenBank genome assembly. Lineage: Eukaryota; Metazoa; Rotifera; Eurotatoria; Philodinida; Philodinidae.
AUGUUUGUCGCAGAAGUCGAAACUACGAUUGCCGAUGCUGUUUGCGAACAAAGAUUAAAUCUGCAAGAAACUAAACAGCUGAUUUUCAAGGAUUUAAUUGUUGGAGAACAACCUAAUGUAGCCGACGUCAAACUAGUUGAAACUUAUUAUAUCAAAGUUCUUCUUGAAUGCGCACGUAUGGAAGUGGAACAGUGUUUCGAUGCUUGUUGCAAGAAUAAAGAUUUCGUAAAAACAUUUGCUCAGCGUUUGGAUAAAAUUAUGACGAUCAGCGACAUAAAAGUCAUGUGGGCAUCAGAAUAUUACGUCACACAACUCGAUUUAUAUUCGAAUUUGAUCGAUGAAUAUGAUUUAGCAAGCUUUAUUACGAAUCUGAAGGCUGAUUUAUGGAGAUUUUUUUUUUUUUUUUUUGGUAACAUCGCUUUUAUUGAUGGAAAAUUGACAAUACUUGUACAUAACAGAAAAAGCAAAACAUAAACAAAACAACGUACAUUAUUGUCAAAAAAGCUGAAAGAGAGAAAGAAAAAGAAGCAAAGUGAGACACAUGACAUUAGUCUUUUAUCUCGGAGUUUGGUUUGGUCGUUUAAUCUUGUUUUGUAAGAUGUGGUGAUACUGUGGUAUUGUAUUGGUGGGUAUCACAUUGAAUGGCCUU